Solanum lycopersicum (tomato) is the source of this 2036-nucleotide messenger RNA. The record is from RefSeq and is a predicted model, not a curated record. NCBI's taxonomy places the organism in Eukaryota, Viridiplantae, Streptophyta, Magnoliopsida, Solanales, Solanaceae.
AAGAGAAUUGGAUGAAACAAUGAAUAGCAUAAAUUUGUAUUUUUCAAGUCAAAAUGAACAAAUCUGAUAGAAAAAGACCAUGCUGCCAUAUCUUCGACAAAGAACCUCAAGUAAAUUUUUCUAGUUCAUCGUCAGUAUGCACUAGUUUUAGGUCUCGUAAACUUAUUUAACACAACCACAUAAAGGAGGGGUUCACGAGCCAUAAAUGUUGAUAAAAGUACUUAACCGCUGGCGUUAAUAUUGUCAGCAGAAUGGCGCAUCAAUCCACAGAAUGAGGAGGCAUGAAAAUACAAAAAGUUUCAAGUCUUCUAAUCAAGUGACUUGAGUUUUUUUUCUUAAAUAAAUAUUGUCUAUAUCCAUUUGACAAGAGGUGGUUAGUCAUUUUAACUCAACUUCACAAGCAGAAAUUCCUUGUUUACUAAUACUAUACGAAAUGGUUAAGAAACAAACAAGGAAUUAUUUUAUUUCUCGGUCUACUGUCUUUUAUUUUUCUCAUUUCUAAUCCUAUUGCUUGACAAAAUUUCACGGGCAAAAGAAUUUGCACCAUUUUCCUACUCAUAAUCACCUCAAGCAGGAAGUGAGCUCAACGAACAAAUUCUCUUUGCAAGGUAUUGUGAGACCUCCCAUUAAUUGAUCAAAGCCAAACUUUUAUAUAGAUUGACUUAAGUAUGAUAUUGGCACGAUAAAUCACUCUUUCUGGCUCUCCUACAUAUACUGCGCAAUGUCCUUUUGGAACAACUCCAGAUGUAUCGAAGACCUCCUUAGAAUUUGAUUAGCGUGAAUAAAUGGAGUUAUUUUGAUACCCAUUAUCGCAAGAAAUAAGAUGUAACUCUAACUAAUGAAGGGAAACAAAGAACUUGUGUUUUGUUGACAUGUUUGGCUUUGAAAUAUAUAUAUAUAUAUACAAGCUUAUCACAAGCUUCAUAUCAAAUAUUACUUGUGAGACAAUGGCACAUGAAGCUUCACAUGGCUUUGCUUACUCUAUUACUAUCAACUACUCAGACAAUAAAUAUGUUGAAGAGCAACAUUAGGCCCCAGAUUUAUUUCACGAAAUAGAAUCAACAAAAAUUGAUGAAGUUGAUUGCCAAGAUAGAAAUCUAAAGGUCACCUAUCUACAUGACAAAGAAAAGAGCGGAACUUGGUUUUGCUUCUUACCAGAAAUUGUUCAAUUAAUGGUUUCAAACUAUUAGCAUUGAGAGAAGAAAGCAAGAAACUUAUCAUCAAUUAUUUUCAAACAAGCUGCAUCCACAAAUUUUAGGCCCCAUAUAGACAUGGACAACAGACAUUGGCACAUGGCUUUGCCUGCGGUGGUUAGUGACAAAAACUUAGCUCCAUUUUGUGUAAAUAAUCCCCCAUUCAUGAUCCUUUCUCAUCAUCAAGCACAAGAAUUAUCAAUUUAUCCAUCAAAAGUCUCUAAAUUUCUCAUUCACUUUCUUGUUACCAGUAUUCAAAGGAAAAAUGGAAAUGCUCAGCGCUAAGAAACUCAUCAAGAUGGCCAGGAAAUGGCAGAAGUUUGAAUCCAUGCAGAGGAAGAGAAUUUCAUUUCCAAGAAAUGGGAGUGAUGUAGAAAGGUGCAGUACUUUUUCAUCCUCUAUAGUCGAGAAAAACCAUUUUGUAGUAUAUACAAUUGAUCAAGCUCGUUUUGUCGUUCCCUUGGCUUACCUUGAAAAUGAGGUUAUUAGACAGCUUUUGGACAUGUCCGAAGAAGAGUUUGGGUUGUCAAGUGGUGGCCCUAUUACAUUACCUUGUGAAUCAGACUUCAUGGACUACAUCAUAUCACUAAUAACUACUGAAGAUCUUGUCAACGCGUUGCUCCUAUCAAUUCCUUCCUCUUGUUGUUCGACUUCUUCUUUGUGCCAAGAAAGUGGAAGACAACAGCUUCUUGUUUGUUGAGUGAAGGUUAAGAAUUUUGUUGUACAUGCUAGCUGAAAAAUAGUUUUUUAGACGGUAAAGAUUGAAGUGUACACAAUUGUAAAGCAAAUCAUUCACAUUGAUUAUUAUUUUUGUGAGAAAAUUUACCAUAUUCAAGACUUCUA